Molecule: messenger RNA, 543 nt
Organism: Botrytis sinoallii
Lineage: Eukaryota; Fungi; Ascomycota; Leotiomycetes; Helotiales; Sclerotiniaceae
Exons: 1
Coding region: 1-543 (180 amino acids)
Source: RefSeq, a predicted model, not a curated record
AUGGCAUCUUCGUCAGCGGCAGGGGCGCUAAAUGCAAGCAACCUCCAGCAAUUAAAAGAAUACGCUAUCACUUUCUCUGGGUACGGGUUGAAGCACAGAGUUGACAAAAGAAAGGAAUACCAGUACAUCCUGACACAUCCUGUCUCUACCAUCACAGUCGAGAAAGCACAGAAGGGAUUGAUUGGUUCCGAAACUGAAUUGAAAUCGAGCCCCUCGAUCCUGUCCAUAUUAGCGAACCAGAGAGAACAAGAGCUUCCGUCAGAUGAUAGGACAAUCUGCGCCUUAGUCGUAGGCUUGUAUCUUCCAGACACAGGCGCAUUUGACAUCACCAAGGCCCCGAUAAUCAAGACUGACAAAGGAACUAACAAGGGGAUGCCAGUAGGCAAAGAGAUACCAAUCUGUCCGGAGGAAUUUGAUCAUAGUCCUGUAUUCAGGGUUGUGGUGAAGGUUGUCGAGGAGAUACCAGAAGAAGGCGCAAGGCUUUAUGUCUUGCUGGGAGAGAAAGAUGGACUGUCCAUACCAUACAAGGUGGCUCAGAAUUAA